Penicillium samsonianum is the source of this 1706-nucleotide messenger RNA. RefSeq names its product putative short-chain dehydrogenase/reductase family protein. The record is from RefSeq and is a predicted model, not a curated record. Lineage: Eukaryota; Fungi; Ascomycota; Eurotiomycetes; Eurotiales; Aspergillaceae. Bases 690 to 1706 code for a protein of 338 amino acids. The transcript is spliced from 2 exons.
GAGAUUCAUAGUGAAGCUUUCUUUUCCCGAUGUCGCUUCUUUCUCGGAUUCCGGGGGGAUGCAUCUGGUCAGGGAGAUCCUUGGCAGUUGUCGGAAGAUCAGGGUUGUGAGAAGCACUGUAUAUACUUUUCAGAGUGUGGUGGUGAGACGAUGUUGGGUAACGGGUCGAUGGGGUGAGGAAGGAAUUCCGGGUAAAGGAAACUAGGGUUUAAGAACGGUCGGUAUGAGGCUUUUGUUUUGAAGAAACUGUGUGCAGAUCUUACUCGCACAUGUAUGCAUCAUGAGAAUUAUCAUCUCCAAACGGUGCUGUUUCCUGUUUAUCUUGGCAUCUAUGAUUUACUCUGUGGCCAGUGUCAAAAUAAAAGAGGCGGACCGUACUCGGCAAACUUUAAUCUACGGUAAUACAUACUCCUACCUACUAUUAGGUCAUUUUGCAUGCUGCGCCACAGAACACAUAUAGUUUAGUCUAUGUAUGUAGUGUCACACACUGUCUGCCUUGUUGCCUUCCAAGUGCGACUCCCUUAUCGCAUCCUUAUCGCUCCCGAGGUCAUCCUUCCAAUCGUUAUCGUUUAUCGGCCCUGGUGUUAUCGGCCUCUUUUUCUUCCUCAAACAUCAGACGCGCCUCGUGACGCUUGGUAUUUUGUUUACUUGAAUUUCUUUUUUGAAGCUUCUGAAUCAAGAUUUUCAUUAUGGCAGCCCUACUUCGCCUCCUUAAGAUGCAGUACACCCCUCCCAUCGAUCCCAAAGGUGUGUCCUUCGCUGGCAAGAUCGUCAUUUUGACAGGUGCCACCUCGGGUCUUGGCUUCGAAGCUGCCAUCAAAAUCCUCAAUCUCGGCGUCGAAUCACUCAUCAUCGGCUCUCGCAGCCUGGAAAAAGGCAACAAGGCCAAAGCCGACCUCGAAAAGGCCACCAACCGACGCAACGUGGUCAAAGUAUGGGAACUUGAGAUGAACAGCUUCCAGAGCGUUAAAGGGUUUGCUGAACGCGCCAAUCGCGAACUUGACCGCGUCGACAUCGCCUUACUUAAUGCUGGUCUUUGGAAUCGGGAAUAUAAUCAAUCCUCCGAGGGCUGGGAAGAGACACUACAAGUCAACACAUUAUCGACCUCAAUGCUGGCCUUACUUCUACUUCCUAAGCUGAAGAAAAGCUCCUAUCCCGAAAACCCCGCACACCUGACCGUCGUUUCAAGUCAGCAAUUCGUUCGUGUCAAAGCUGAAAGCGUCCGGACUGAUGAUUCGCUGCUUGCUCACGUGAAUGACCCGGCCAACUUCAAGGGUCCCAAGCAGUACGGCAUUUCGAAGCUUUUGCUUGAAUUCAUGAUCAAGAAUAUCGCCAAUACGGUGCACGAUGAUGACGGCACUCAUACUCUCAUUGUUAAUACCGUCAGCCCCGGGCUGUGCGUUUCGGCUUUGGGUCGCCAGUACACUCAUUGGUGGGAGAAGUGUUUCGUUUGGGUUAUGCACAAAUUGUUCGCGCGGACUACGGAGCAGGGAAGCCGCUCGCUGGUUAGCGCGACUCUACUGGGCGUUGAAUCGCAAGGAAAAUGCUGGCGCAGUGAGGGAUAUCUUGAUGAGUCAGCCGCGCUGACUACUGGUCCGGAUGGAGAGGAACUCCAGGAAAAGGCUUGGGAAGAGAUCAUCGCCGUGCUGGAGGAGGAAGCGCCCGAGGUGUCCCUCAUCUCUCGUGGCCUGUACCAGGGUGUUUAG